UGUUUGCGCGAGCAAGCGCAAUGCGCUGCGUACCACUUAAUCUGCCUACCUGAAAAUAACACUACACAUGCCUUUCCAAUACCAUAAAUUGAGCAUACGUUAGAUUAAUCAGCAUACAAUAUUGCUGCAAUAGACGCACGCUAUUACUUGGUUGUCAGUACAAUAGUAGUAAUGUUAUCAACGUUUCCUAUUGGAUGAAUAUAGGGUUUCUAAAGGUAUUUAAACUUUUAACAACCGUCCUCUGUUCGGAGGUCCCGUUUUGUUGUACCGCUGCAGUUAUUAUUACUGUGCUUGCGCAUUUGUUCCACUGUCCGUUCGGCUGAAGAUGCCACCAUCUGCAGACUUCUUGCUUCCCGACAAAAGAGGGGUCAGUGGACCCAGCCUCUUCCACUGCGUACCUCAGGGGCAUGAUAUUUGAAGGAGACGUUCCUUGUUUGGGACCUGCAUUGUUAAUUCAAUCCUUAAUUGUUGGUCAUUUUAAAAUAAAUAAAUAAAUAAACGUCUGGUGCUCUAUUGAGUUAGUUUGUCCUUUUCAAUACUCCGUAGUGUUUAAAAUACAACCGCAGAGGGAGUUCUGAAGUAAACCACAGGAAUCAGAAUUUGCAAUGGUUUAGCGGUUUAGUUGCAACCACCAGACAGACGCAACAAUCUCACCAGUGUACCAGCCAGCUUCCACAGACAGCGAGGAUGUGUGACAGCGACGACAGUUUGUGUGGAUACAACACCUCCAGGUUUCAGACUCGCCCUGCAGCUUCAGCCUGUUCUCUCCAGGGUCGCCCCCUGCGCACCACUCUGGCUGCCCUCCAGCAGCUCCUCUCGUGGGUUCACACUCACAGUCGCCACUGCCCCCUGCAGCCCUGCCACAACCCCUCCCGGGCAGAGAAAGCAGCAAAGCGACCCCCGAAGGUGACCCGCUGGGCCUGCGGAGCUGGGCACAGCUACUCCUGGGAGCUCAGCCUAUUGGUGGAUCCCGAGGAGCAGCCGAGGCCAGGGGGGCGCCCCCUGCUGGUCAAUGGAGGGAGGGUGAAUACCAGGAGGGAGGCACAGGGAGACAGUGAGAGGAGAGAGGCUGGCUCGAGUGUGGAGCAGACACAGCCUCACAGCGCCCCAGGAGCGCGGGGAGAGGAGAGGAGACGAGCUCCUGCUGUAAAGCAGGAGGAGGAAGAGGAAGAAGAUGACGGGGAGGUUGUGACUCUGCUGCAGAUGGACUGUGAGUCGGACCCAGACGAGCUCAGCCUCUCUGGAGAAGAGUUCCUGGAUCACACAGAAAUGAAUGUGGAGCCAGAGGACUUGCAAAGUGACCAUGCCUAUACACUGCCACACCACAUAGUGAAGAGUGAGGCAGAGGAAGAGGAGGAGGGAGAUGUGGGGAGAGAGGGAGAGGAGGAAGGUGUGGGCGGGAGAGGAGAGGAGUCUGGUGAAGAUGCAGAGAGUGCGAUUGACCCCAGGGAUUCGGAGUACCAGCAGUCUUCAGAGGAGGGGGACAGGAUGGACCCAAACGACUCUGACUACCGGCCCUCAGACAGCUCUGGCGAAGGAAAGCGUGUGCGUUCAGUGAGGCAAAAGGGGUGUGUCUCCUGCCCCUACAGGGAUUGUGGGAAAAUGAUCAUGUCCCAGAACGGUCUCCGGCUCCACAUCCUCUCCUAUCACAAGCGAAUCCGGAGGCUGACCUGCACCUUCCCUGGCUGCACGCAGAGAUGCCUCAACAAGGCCCACCUGAAAGAGCACCUGACCAGACAUAGCAAUGAGAGGACAUUUGUGUGUGAGGUGUGCAACAAGGGCUUCAAAACCAGCAAGAAUCUGACUGUACACAAGCGCAUUCACACUGGGGAGAAACCUCUGCAGUGUGAGUUCUGCGGGUACACCUGUCGACAGAAGGCCUCUCUGAACUGGCACAUGAAGAAGCACAAUGUGGAGUCGUCCUACAGCUUCUGUUGUGAGCUCUGCGGGAAGAGGUUUGAGAGCAAACUGAACCUGCACUUCCACAAGGGCAAGAGCCACCCUGAGGCCGUCUGCACCCCCGACUGAAGAGUCAUCGAUGGGACCAUCGACAGAGAGACAGACAGACAGAGCGGAAACCCAGAGGCCGUCUCCACCCCGACUUCCACAAGGGCAAGAGCCACCCCGAGGCAGUCUCCACCCCCGACUGAAGACCUAUCGAUGGGGCCAUCGACAGAGAGACAGAGAGAGAGGAAACCCCAAGGCCGUCUCCACCCCCGACUGAAGAGCUAUCGAAGGGGCCAUCGACAGAGAGACAGACAGGCAGACAGGCAGAGAGUCUGAACUGCGAUUCUGUCAGUCCGUGACUCAGCUCUCAGAAUCCGGUGGCCUUUCUGAUGGAGGAAGUGAACUAACGAAGGUCCAAGGCAAAGGGACAGAAAGGGGGGCUGUCAAUAUAUAUAUAUAUAUAUUAUAAUAAUGUAUUGGCCAGAAUAUAGUAGCACAUAAUAACUCGACCGGCACAGCCACGGGUACAUUACCAGCCCAAAUCCAUACAGAGAUGUAUAUUAUUGUGUGGUAAUAUAUUCUGACUGAUGUUAUUUACAGGGCCGGCGCAAGGAUGUUUGCGUCGCUAGGCAAACGGAAUUUUGCCACCCUCCCUUUUCACUCUUUUUUAAAAUUAUAUAUAUAUAUAUAUAUAUAUAUAUAUAUAUAUAUAUAUUGUGAUGACGUGACCCCAAGGACUAAUAAACCACAGGUAGGAGACUCGAGUUGCCGUUCAACAACACUCUUGGUGUUCUUUAUUUAUUUAUUUUAAUUCACUCUUACCAAACAAACAAACAAAACAAAAGCCUAACUCCGGCAAGGAGUGCUAACUUAACCUUUAUAAGGAGGCCCUGUCUAACCACGGGACAGCUAUCUGUUACCCGUAACAAAAAACAAAUAUUAAACUUAAUUUCUUUAACAA
Acipenser ruthenus (sterlet) is the source of this 2908-nucleotide messenger RNA. Its product is annotated as zinc finger protein 692-like. The transcript has 11 exons. Gene Ontology annotation, cellular component: nucleus. Lineage: Eukaryota; Metazoa; Chordata; Actinopteri; Acipenseriformes; Acipenseridae. Gene Ontology annotation, molecular function: transcription coregulator activity. The coding region runs from base 688 to 2028 and encodes 446 amino acids. Gene Ontology annotation, biological process: regulation of transcription by RNA polymerase II. The record is from RefSeq and is a predicted model, not a curated record.